AUGGCGACCAAAAAGUGCAAAUUAUUGUCAGUGUGUGUCUUUAUUCUACAUUCCAUCUCACUUCAUGUUGUAUCAAGCCAUAACUUCGUACAUCAAUCACAAUAUCUUCAAGAGGCUAACCAGCCCCUUCAUGCUAACAUCAGACAUAGUAGACAUAGAUUAAAAAGAGAAGUGACACAAAAAACUGUAGAAAAAUCAAUCCAGGAGACACAACAAAAUCCCAUUUUUGCUCUAAGAGAUGAAGUAACCAAUCCCAAUUCGAGGAUAUUUUUGUAUGCUGACUCUUCCAGACAAAAUUUUUUCUCGGUGGAUGCAGAUGGAAAUGUAGCCGUUCGACAAGGAAAUAAAUUGGAUUAUGAAGAUGAAUCUAUGCGAAAUAUCAAACUGUUUGUGAAUGCAACAAGUAGAAGAGAUCAAUCAGAUGUGAUUGUAUUAGAUGUUACCAUACAGAUAUCUAAUGUUAAUGAUGAAAAUCCUGUAUUCAAAAACCAACCAUUUCCAUUUCUUGCUACUGUUCCACCUAAUGCAGCCUCUGGGGUCAAAGUUUAUGAACUAUUUGCAGAAGAUCCAGACCAAAAUGAUGUGAUAUACGCUUUUUUAACAGGGGGAGAAAACAGAUUUGAGGUUCGCACUAAGAACGUUUUUUCUACUGCACUUAAUAGAAAUGUAAGAGUUGCUGAAAUAUUAACUCAAGGAGCUGGUAAUUUUAUUAAAGAAGAAUAUCAGCUGGUAAUUUCAGCUGCUGAUUCCACAAAUGAAACACAAGUUACAACUGCCACUGUUUUAGUAAAAGUUGGUGUUCGACCACCUCAAUUUUAUGAAUCUUCCUAUGUUGGUAAAAUCCCUGAACACAGUUCAGCUAAUCAAUUUUUACAGAAUGAGCUUAAAAUCCUAGCCAAAUCUUUCCAAGGAAAAGAAAUUACGUAUCAGUUAUUGAAAGGUGGCAAUAGUACGCAAGCCUCCCCCUAUUUUACUAUUGACAGUACAACUGGUGUAGUCAAAACUACUAGUACUCUGCAAUCUUCUGAUCUUGACUAUGAUAUUUCACCUAAGAGUUCCCGACCCCCAAAAUACAGUUUAACAGCCAGAGCUACUGAAUCUGAGACAGGGUUAUCCAGCACUAUCGAUUUGAAUGUGGAAGUAAUUGAUAAUAAUGAUAACUCACCAAUCUUUGAAUAUUCAAGUUAUCAAAGAAUUAUUCCUGAAAAUUACCGAGUUAAUUCCACUAUAUUGACAGUGAAAGCCGAUGAUGAUGAUUCUGGUACUAAUGCAGAAAUAACCUAUUCUGUUAGUGAUGGUAAUUUUACUGUUGAAACAGUCAGUGAUCCUGUCAGUGGCAUCAUAGGUCAUGUUAAAAAUAUAUUGCCAUUGGAUUAUGAUCGUAUAGUUGGUCACAUGUACAGUUUUGAGGUAUAUGCCCAUGAUGCAGGUAGUCCGAGGAGGUCUGGUACUGCGUCAGUACGUGUGAUUGUUACUAAUGUUAAUGAUGAACCACCAGAGAUACAGAUUGAUAAUUCUACAGUCUAUAGUGUCAGAGAAGAUGCUGAAAUCAAUUAUGUAGUGACAUUUAUACAGGCUGUUGAUUUAGAUGGUGAUCGUGUCUCCUUCUUUUUUACUCCUGAUCAAUCGACGUCCUAUAUCUUCUCUAUUGUACCACAAUCUGGUUUAAUUCGUUUACAACAAAAAGUACCAAGUGAUGUAAAUAUGUAUGUAUUAAAUAUCACAGUAAAAGAUGAUGGAUCAUGUUGUGGAGGGGGAACAACACUGUCUAGUGAGGCCAAUAUUUACGUAGAAAUAGUGGAUGUUAAUGAACACAAACCAACUUUUACAAACUGCUCAGAGUAUAAUAAAGCUAGUUUGUUAGAAAAUUCACCAUCGAACACUCCGAUCAUUAAGGUACAUGCUGUUGAUGAAGAUAGAGGAGAAAAUGGAAGAGUCACCUACAGUAUAUUACGAUCUUCUACUGAUACAACACGUAAAUUUAAUAUUGAUCCUAAUACUGGUAAUAUCACCUCAUUGAUACAAUUUGACAGAGAAAAAACACAUUCUCAUUCUAUAACUAUAAAAGGCAAUGAUCAAGCCAAUCCUUCAUUAGAAGGUUAUUGUACAUUUAGUAUCAAUAUUGGUGAUGUGAACGACAAUAGUCCAGUAUUUGAUCAGCCCUCCUACACUGUUAAUAUUGUACAAGAUUAUGAAGUUGGAAGAUCAGUGGCUAAUGUUCGUGCAGAAGAUGCUGAUUUAGGAAUUAAUGCUGAGAUUGAAUAUUCUCUGAUUUCUAAUCCAAAUGACAUGUUUCGUAUUGAUAUUGAUGAUGGUAUUAUUUAUUUGGAUAAGGAUUUGGGAACGGAUACUGCAUACCAACUUCAAGUCAUGGCUAAAGAUAAAGGAAUUAUCCCAUUAAAUGCCAAUGUUUCUGUUACUGUCAAAGUUGCUAAUAUAACAAGUAAACCCCCUAGUUGGGAUCGAAAUGAUUAUGAUUCAACUCCUUAUAAAGUAAAUGAAACAGUUCCUUUUGGAUAUAUGAUAGCUGAAUUUGCUGCCUCGUCCAAUGUUGAUGGUAAUCCACGAGUUCUGUUUAAUUUGAUUAAUGGAGAUGGUAAUGCUGUGGCUGUUUUGGAUCCGUUUUAUCUUGAAAUUCAAGGCAACAAAGUUCAGUUGAAAGUAAACAGCCGUUUAGAUUAUAAUGUAAAACCAUUACAUGAAUUGAGAUUAAGAGUAACGAAUUAUAACUUUAUACCAUCAACCAGUGAAAUUUCACCAAAGAUAGAGGUUAUAGAUAUGAACAAUAAAGCACCGUAUUUUGUUGGACGGAAUCAAGAUAGUUCAAUAUAUCCCGGUAGUGUUGCUGAAAACAUGCCACCUGGACAAACUGUAAUAGAUGUUAAAGCUUAUGAUGAUGAUGUUUUCCCACCCAACAAUGAGCUAUCAUUUUCAUUAGUAUAUAAAGAAGGGGUAUCUCAGUUAUUUAGCAUCAGUAAAAUAGAUGAUAAUACUGCUCGUAUCACAACUACAGCUCAGUUUGAUAGAGAACAGAAGAAUUUUUAUUUUAUUGAAGUCAAAGCCGAAGAUGGUAAAGCAUCAGACACUCCUGGUCAUACUCCUGCCAAUACACCUAAUUCGGCCAUAGCAACAGUUCAAGUAAGAAUAACCGAUCAAAAUGAUAAUCAACCAUAUUUUGAAAAAGAAAUGUACAAUGCUACAGUAAAGGAAGACGCUAGUAUAAGAACUAGUGUAAUAUUAGUUACUGGAAAAGAUCCAGAUACUGCUGAUAGUUUAGUCUACUCUAUAACUGGCGGUAACACAAGAAAUGCCUUUGGUGUACAGACAAAAAAAGGAAUUAUUUAUGUUGCUAGACAACUAGAUUAUGAAAGUGGUGAAACUGAGUAUACAUUAACGUACAUGGUUAGUGAUGGAUUAUAUACUAAUACAACUACAGUAAUAAUAUCAGUAGAAGAUGUCAAUGAUAAUAGACCAGAGUUUGAUCAAGAGACCUACACUAUUGAUGAUGUUGUAGAAGAAGAUGAAAGUAUUAGUCCAAAUCAACCACGUUUAUUAACCAAGGUAAUUGCUACUGAUGCAGAUAAAACUCGACCCAAUCAAAUAACAUACUCCCUACUUGGAUCUGGUACAAUGCCUGGUGAUGAUCAACUAUUUAGAGUUGAUCCUAAAACAGGAAAUUUAUAUCUUUUACGUAAAUUAGAUAGAGAUUUACCCAAUGGUCGUGCUACAUACCAAUUUAAUGUACGAGCUAUGGAUGAACCACAGAAUCCAGAUACAGCUCAAUAUGGUUUUGCUUCAGUUGAAGUUAAACCUAAAGAUAUUAAUGAUAACCAACCUAUCUUUACUGACAAUUUAAGAGGUUCAGUAGCUGAACAUUCAGAAAAAGGAGAACAAGUUAUGACUGUAAUUGCAAGAGAUUAUGAUUUUAGAGAAAAUGGUACAGUAACAUAUGGUAUAGCAGAAGGACCAGCUAGUUUAUCAUCUAGUAUUAAAUUUAGUAUUGAUAAUAAUGGUUUGAUUACAACUAAUACUGCCCCAAAAGAAUUGGACCGGGAAGAUGUGGCCGUUUAUAAUUUUAAAAUUACAGCUCAUGAUUUAGGACCAAAUGCCAAUACAACAACAGCUACUAUUACCAUCACUUUAACAGAUAUUAAUGAUCAUAAACCAGAAUUUCUUGAAAAAAUUUACUCUGUCACUAUGUCUGAGGCUCAGGAACAAGGAGAAAUAGCAUUGGUACGAGCUAAAGAUAAAGAUAUUGGAGAGAACGCCAGAUUAACUUACUCGCUGAAUAGUGCACAUUUUGCUGUCAAUGUCAUCACUAAUGAAGGCAGUAUAACUGUAUACAAGCCUGUAGAUUAUGAAGAUCCAAGUCAAAGGAGUUUUAAUCUGUCAGUAACUGUCAGUGAUCCUGAUCCCUCACAUACAGAUACUUGUUAUGUUGAAGUAACAGUUGAAGAUUUCAAUGAUAAUGCCCCCCAAUUUGAUCAGGCAUCUAUCACUGUUAAUGUUAGAGAAAAUAUUGCUGUAGGAGAAAAAUUAGCUACAUUCUCAGCCAACGAUAAAGAUUCUGGCCUCAAUGCAAAUUUUACAUUCCAUAUUGAUACUACAACUGAUAGAAGGAGACAAUUUGCUAUAGAUGAAGUUAGUGGAGAGGUUUCUGUACGUAGAGGAUUAGAUAGGGAAACAUUACCUGUUCAUGAAGUCAGAAUAUUAGCCAUUGAUAAAGGUGAUCCUCAACAGACUGGAACAGCAAGUUUAACAGUUAAUCUAAUAGAUAUAAAUGAUAAUUAUCCUAUAUUCAAAUAUGACUAUCGCCCUAUUGUCAUGGAAAAUGACCCAAAUUUCCCAAAAGAAGUAAUUCGUGUACAUGGUAAAGAUUUAGACACAGAGAAAUUUGGUCCACCAUUUGGUUUUAAAUCAACACGAUGUGAAGAUGGUACUUCAAGAUGUCCUUGUCCUGGACGACCAACUUGUGAUUUCUUUAAUCUAACAGCUAAUGAUGCUGGAGAUGGUGGAAAUGGCGAAGGUGUUAUCUUUACUAAAGCUGAAUUUGACAGAGAAAAACAGAAAUAUUAUUAUAUACCAAUUGUUAUGUGGGACAUGAGAGGAAAAGGUGACCCUAACUCUCAGACUGGUACCAAUACUCUAACAGUAGAAAUAGGAGAUAUUAAUGAUAAUCCUCAUAAUCCUGGUCAUAAAGAUAUCUUUGUAUAUAAUUAUAAAGGUUUAUUUGGUAAUAUACCUAUUGGAAAUGCUUAUGCUGCUGACCCUGAUGAUUGGGAUGUCGUUGAUAAAACAUUUGAUGGUCCAAAUACAUACAAAGAUUUAUUUGAGGUUAUUUCUGAAAAUGGUAGUAUAAUAUUAAAAGAAAAAGUACCAGAAGGCGAAUAUACAUUUACUGUUAAAGUAACAGAUAAUUUACAUCAGAAGACUGUAGAAUCAACAGUGACUGUUGUUAUACAAAUGUUAACAGAAGAAGCUGUGAAGAAAUCUGGUGCUAUGAGACUAACAGGUAUAACAGCUGAAGAUUUUGUGGACCGUGAGAAAGUUGAUGAUGGUAAUCUCAACUCCUAUUAUGAUAGUAAGAGUGAUAAAUUCCGUCAAUUAUUAGCGGAUAAAUUAAAUACAAAGAAAGAGAAAGUAGAAGUGAUAAGUGUGAUGAAUAAUGGAGAGUUUACUGAUGUCAGAUAUUCAGUAUCAGGUUCACCAUACUAUGAUGCCAGUAAAUCAGAUAGUGUUAUUUCUUUAAAUAGAAAAGAGUUUGAAAAUAAAGUUGGUAUUAAGAUUGGAAUGGUACCAAUCGAUGAAUGUAUGGAUGAGAAAUUUGAAGGUGGUUGUUAUAAUUACCUGAAUAUCACGGAACAACCAGCUAUGGUUAAUACCAACAGUACUUCCUUUAUUGGUGUAGAAACUAAGGUGGAAGCUUUAGAAGGCUGCCGAGCUACUAUGUAUCCUGAUGAACAGGAGUGUUCAGCUGAUUAUUGUUAUAAUGGUGGUGAAUGCGUUAAAGAUGAUUGGAACACUAUUUCAUGCCCAAAAUGUCCAAUAGGAUAUGAUGGACCAAGAUGUCAAGGAACACAUCAUAGUUUUGAUGGAAAGAGUUAUUCCUUAUUUAAACCAUUAGAGCAAUGUCUUGAUAGUCAGACUAGUAUAGAAUUUAUAACCCAACAAGCUGAUAGUUUGAUCUUCUAUAAUGGACCAAUUGGUGAAUUAGGACCUGAUGAUCCGACUGACUAUAUAUCAUUAGAAUUAGUGAAAGGUUAUCCUAGACUACGUAUAGACCAUGGUACAGGAGAAUUAUCUUUACAAAUUGAUGGCAGAGAUGAACAAGGGUCAGUUAAACUACAGAGACUAGAUGAUGGUAAAUGGCAUCAUAUUGAUAUUAUUAGAGAAGGAAGGAAUGUUCAGUUAAUAGUUGAUAGAUGUCAGGAUAUAUCACGUAAUAAUGGUAUUGGAGUUGAUGAUAGAGCUUGUAGACAAUCUGGUGCUACAUCCAAUGAGAAUAGACUACUUAAUGUUAAUACAUUACUACAACUAGGAGGUCGAGCUGAGGACCCACCACCUUCCUAUCCUGCUGGUAUUACACCAAUAAGAUAUAAUGGUUGCGUUAAAAAUUUUAUUCAUAAUGGAGAGAUGUAUAACUUACAUAUCGGAGGAACACCAGGCUACCCAUCUGGUUCUAAUGGUUGUAAGAAAGAAGAAGGUAUUUGUGGUAAAGAUUUGGUACCAGUUUGUGGUGAGAAUGGUAUUUGUAUAUCCUCUUGGUCUCCUGAUGAUUAUAAGUGUAUUUGUAAAACAGGAUGGAGAGGAGAAAAGUGUGAAAAAGAAACAACUGUUAAAGACUUGAAAGAUAUGAGUUAUAUAAAAUGGAAGUUAUCUGAUGAAUGGUUUAACAAUAUAACACCAUGGAAAUUACAGAUGCACUUACAAUUCCGUACCCGAGAUGAAAAUGGCGUUCUGAUGACAGUUUCUACUGCUGAAAAUAGUAAACAUGUUAUAUUAGAGAUUGAAAAUGGUAUAUUACAAGUGAAAUAUGAUUUGGGUAAUAGUAAUGUACAGAUAUUACAACUGUAUUACUCUCCAGCCAGUAAUGGACGAUGGCAUACAGUAGAAUUAGAGCGUUAUGGUAAACAGUUUAUAUUGAAAAUGGAUGGUGGUGAAGGAAGAAAUUAUAAUUAUACUCUGGGUAAUCCUGGAGAGUAUGAAGGAAUAAAUAUACAGAGAAUUGUCUUUUCUGGUGCCAGUGUUUCUGAAACCAGCAGUAUUUCUGUUAUUUCACCAUCAACUGAUCUCAGUGAUACAUGUUUAAAUGAUGUAAGAAUUGAGAAUGGUUGGUUCCCAAUGGAAAUGAAUGAAAAUAGUGAAAGUAAAGCUGCUACGUUGGUCCGUGAUGUCAAUUUAGAGGAUGAUUGUCUUAGAAAUGAUUGUGAAGGUGUCACAUGUACAGGAGAGUUUGAAGUCUGCUAUCCAUUGUGGGGUAUAUAUGAAUGCAGAUGCCAAGAUGGAUAUAAAAAAGGCCCAAAUGGUAAAUGUAUACUGAUACCAUUCUGUGAAACAGAUCCAUGUAUUUCUGGUCGAUGUAAUGUAGAUAAAUGUGAAUGUUUUGAAGGAUGGGAUGGGAAAUUCUGUGAGAAGAGAGAUCCAGGAUCAGUUGUAGCUGGUCUGUCUACUGGUGCUAUAGUAGCCAUUGUUGUUUGUAUAUUUAUAGCCUUAAUUUUAGCAUUGGUUGUGAUAUUUUUGGUGCGAUUUAGUGAAAGACCUAAUGAUAGUGAUAAAUAUAUAUUAGAAGUUGACCCAGAUGAAGAUAUCAGAGAAAAUGUUAUGAAUUAUGAUGAAGAAGGAGCAGGUGAAGAAGAUCAUGAUGCCUAUGAUAUCAGCAGACUACGUAAACCUGAUGACAAUAUGUCCAUGGGUAAAUCACCAUUAGAUCCUAUACCACGUACAAGAAUGGUUGGAUUAGGACGUGCUCCACGGCCAGGUGAAGAUCCUGAUGUAGGUGGUUUUAUUGACGACAGAUUAGGAGAUGCUGAUGAUGAUCCUAAUGGACCACCACCUGAUAGUGUUUGUGAAUACGCCUAUGAAGGUGGUGGAAGUGAUGCUGGUUCUCUCAGUUCAUUAAAUACAACAUCCAGUGAUGGUGAUCAGGACUAUGAUUAUUUAAAUGAUUGGGGACCAAAAUUCGCCAAGUUAGCUGAUAUGUACGGUGCUGGACAAGAAGAUUAG
This is a messenger RNA of Lottia gigantea (owl limpet), 8223 nucleotides long. RefSeq lists its product as hypothetical. The record is from RefSeq and is a predicted model, not a curated record. Gene Ontology annotation, cellular component: adherens junction; catenin complex; plasma membrane. The transcript has 35 exons. Gene Ontology annotation, biological process: cell-cell junction assembly; multicellular organism development; homophilic cell-cell adhesion. Gene Ontology annotation, molecular function: cadherin binding; calcium ion binding. The coding region runs from base 1 to 8223 and encodes 2740 amino acids. Lineage: Eukaryota; Metazoa; Mollusca; Gastropoda; Lottiidae.